Molecule: messenger RNA, 2230 nt
Organism: Myodes glareolus (Bank vole)
Lineage: Eukaryota; Metazoa; Chordata; Mammalia; Rodentia; Cricetidae
Gene: Clgn
Product: calmegin
Biological process (GO): protein folding; ERAD pathway
Cellular component (GO): endoplasmic reticulum; endoplasmic reticulum membrane
Molecular function (GO): calcium ion binding
Source: RefSeq, a predicted model, not a curated record
GCCGCUCGCGCAUGCGCAGUUAGCAGUCGCUGCUGGGCGGCUGCCGCCUGGAGCCAGGAUCGGUCUGGGAGACGCCGGGGACCGAGUAGUGGCCAGUCGGACACCUGAGCUGCCGCUGCCGGACACAAACCCGCAGGACAGGUAGUCACUAUGCGUUUCCAAGGUGUUGGACUGUGCUUGGGUCUUCUGGUCAUCACUGUCAAUGCAGAGCUCGUGAAUGAUGGUGUUGAGGUGGAAGACUUCAGUGAGAAUUCAGAAGAGAGUAAUAGUAAAGAAGACGAACCUUCCUCAGGGACUAUUAAAUAUAAGACACCCCAACCUAUAGGAGAAGUCUAUUUUACAGAGACAUUUGACAGUGGAAGGCUGGCUGGGUGGGUCUUAUCAAAAGCAAAGAAGGAUGAUAUGGAUUCAGAAAUUUCCAUAUAUGAUGGAAGAUGGGAAAUAGAGGAGCUGAGGGAAGACCAGGUGCCAGGCGACCGAGGGCUGGUUCUGAAGUCUAAGGCCAAGCACCAUGCAAUAUCUGCCAUCCUCGAAAAGCCCUUUAUUUUCUCUGAUAAACCUUUGAUAGUUCAAUAUGAAGUAAAUUUUCAAGAUGGUAUUGAUUGUGGAGGUGCAUACAUUAAACUGCUAGCAGACACUGAUGAUUUGAUUCUGGAAGACUUUUAUGACAAAACGUCCUACACCAUCAUGUUUGGACCAGAUAAAUGUGGAGAGGAUUAUAAACUGCAUUUUAUCUUCAGACACAAACAUCCCAAAACUGGAGCUUUUGAAGAAAAGCACGCCAAACCUCCAGAUGUUGAUCUGAAGGAGUUCUUUACAGACAGGAAGACUCACCUCUAUACUCUUGUGUUGAAUCCGGAUGAUACAUUUGAAAUAUUCAUUGAUCAGAAAGUUGUGAACCAAGGGAGCUUGUUGGAGGAUGUGACCCCACCUAUCAAUCCCCCCAGAGAAAUCGAUGAUCCCAAUGACACAAAGCCAGACGAGUGGGACGACAGGGCCAGAAUCCCUGACCCCAGCGCAGUGAAGCCGGAGGACUGGGAUGAAAAUGAGCCUGCCCAAAUAGAAGACUCGAGCGCUGUUAAACCUGAUGGCUGGCUCGAUGAUGAACCAAGAUUUAUCGCCAACCCUAAUGCUCAGAAACCUGAUGAUUGGAGUGACGACAUGGAUGGCGAAUGGGAGGCACCACGCAUGCCUAACCCAGCCUGUCAGAUUGGCUGUGGCGAGUGGAAGCCACCCAUGAUAGAUAACCCCAAAUACAGAGGAGUCUGGAGACCGCCCAUGAUCAGCAAUCCCGACUACCAGGGGAUCUGGAGUCCUCAGAAAAUCCCUAACCCAGAUUAUUUUGAGGAUGAUCACCCAUUCCUUCUGACUUCUUUCAGUGCUCUGGGCUUAGAGCUUUGGUCCAUGACUCCCAACAUCUACUUCGAUAAUUUUAUCAUCUGCUCAGAAAAGGAGGUAGCAGAUCGCUGGGCUGCCGAUGGCUGGGCAUUGAAGAUAAUGGUGGCAAAGGCUAAUGAGCCCGGUGUGCUCAGACAGUUAACGACCGCGGCAGAGGAGCGCCCGUGGCUCUGGCUCGUGUACCUUGUGAUGGCCGGACUGCCCAUAGCAGUAGUUACUUCAUUUUGUUGGCCAAGAAAAGUAAAGAAAACAUAUGAAGACAUGGGUCCUAAGACAACCGACAUAUGUAAACCGCUGACCAAGGCGGCUCUGGAACAAGGGGCAGAGGAGGAGAAGGCCCCUGAGAAGCCCGAAGAUUCGGAAGAGGAAAAGAAGCCAAGUGACAGUGAUGUCAUCAUCGCUGAAAAGGAAGAGGAAGUUGGUGAACCGGAAGAGAAGAGUGAAGAAGAAGGGGAAACCAUAGAGGCGCAGGAAGAAAUGAACAAGUUCGAUAAGUCUGGGUCUGAGGACGAGAUGAAAGAAGCUGAUGAGGGAACAGGAUCUGGAGAUGCCCCGGCAAAGUCACUGCGCAAGAGGAGGGUACGGAAGGACUGAAGUGUAUCAAGAUUGCAAAUCCCCGAGAGAGAGAGAGAGAGAGAGAGAGAGAGAGAGAGAGAGAGCGAGCGAGCUGGUGUUCUGGGCCCAGAAAGACAGCAGAUCCAUCUGCACAAACUCUUUCCAAAUAUCGAGCAAUGUUACUCUUUUAGAUACUUCUUUCUUUCUUUGGGGGGGAAAAAGCAACUUUGAAAUUAACUGGUCUUUGAAUUUAGAAUAAAAGAAAAGUGGCACAUUA